Impatiens glandulifera is the source of this 1111-nucleotide messenger RNA. Its product is annotated as EKC/KEOPS complex subunit bud32. Gene Ontology annotation, biological process: protein phosphorylation. Lineage: Eukaryota; Viridiplantae; Streptophyta; Magnoliopsida; Ericales; Balsaminaceae. Gene Ontology annotation, cellular component: EKC/KEOPS complex; cytosol; nucleus. The record is from RefSeq and is a predicted model, not a curated record. The transcript is spliced from 7 exons. Gene Ontology annotation, molecular function: protein serine/threonine kinase activity; ATP binding. Bases 94 to 774 code for a protein of 226 amino acids.
AAAAUAUAGACCUAAAUUACUGAAGGAAAGAGGCAGACAGCGCAAGGAAAAGGGCGGCUGUCAGGAAGAAGAAGAAGAAGAAGCAAGGUCAUCAUGGAGAUUAAGGAAGGAGGUAAUGGUGCCUUAGUUCUUCUCAAGCAAGGUGCUGAAGCUAGGGUUUUUGAGUCUAAUUUCGUUGGAAGGAGAUCUGUUGUUAAGGAACGUUUCUCUAAGAAGUACAGACACCCUUCUUUGGAUUCAAAACUCACUAGUAAACGUCUGAAUGCGGAAGCUAGAUGCACAACGAAAGCUAGACGACUUGGGGUGCCUACACCUGCUCUUUAUGCUGUUGAUCCUGUGCUGCACACAUUGACAUUUGAAUUUGUAGAGGGCCCAUCUGUGAAAGAUGUGUUCUUGAACUUUGGAUUAAAUGGUGUUGUUGAUGAAGAAAGAAUGGAUGAUAUUGCCAUUCAGAUUGGUGUUGCAAUUGCCAAGCUUCAUGAUGGUGGUUUGAUUCAUGGUGAUUUGACCACAUCAAACAUGUUGAUUCGCCUUGACACUAAUCAAUUGGUUCUCAUUGACUUCGGUUUGAGCUUCACCUCCACACUUCCGGAAGAUAAAGCUGUCGACUUAUAUGUCCUUGAACGAGCUUUACUCUCUAUGCAUUCUUCAUGUGGAAAUGUGAUGGAUAAAAUACUAAGUGCAUAUAGGAAGGCAUCAAAGCAAUGGUCGUCUACAGUUAACAAGCUUGCUCAAGUCCGACAACGAGGUAGGAAACGUACCAUGAUUGGUUGAGGGUUCUUCAACAUCGCGAAGGUUACUCUCCUUACAAGAUUGUUUUACUCAUGAUGGAAAUCCAUGUGCUUUCUACAUUGCAUUUAAGUUAAUUGUCUACUUAAAUUUUAGGCCUUAAUGUAACAUACCAUAUUGCUCCAAUUUGAAAACACUUUUUUUGCUUCUGAAUCUGGAUUCGAGAUUGAUUGGUAAAACCGUCAAAAAAAAUCAUGUCUGUGUCAUAGUAAGUUCAUAAGCAUUUAAUUUUUAAAUGUGAUAUCAUUUGGAUUUAAGCAUGUAUGUGAACUUGAUUGAAGUUAUUAUUCUUGUUGUAAUGCUAUUAGAAUCUAAGUAUUGA